AUUAAAAAACCCGAAGCCUCUCUACUUAAAGUGAGAAAUAUUUAGAAACCCCCUUUCUCCCGCAGCCUCUUCUACACUCCAGUCUCCAGCUCUCUUCGCUCAACUACAAGAAAAUUGGUUGCUGUGUUUGAGUGCUCCUACCAUAUUCAUUCUCGACGCUUGCUGAGAUGGCGGUAGAAAAUCUUUUCAAAGAUGAGGCCACAGAGGAGAAGGGAGAGCGUGCCCGAAUGGCCUCUUUUAUUGGAGCCAUGGCUAUAGCUGACUUGGUUAAGACAACCUUGGGACCUAAGGGAAUGGACAAAAUUUUGCAAUCCACUGGCAGAGGCCAUGGUGUCACGGUGACAAAUGAUGGGGCCACCAUCUUAAAGUCCCUACACAUUGACAACCCUGCGGCUAAAGUCCUUGUUGAUAUCUCAAAAGUACAAGAUGAUGAAGUUGGUGAUGGUACAACUUCAGUUGUUGUUUUAGCUGGGGAGCUCUUGAGGGAAGCAGAGAAGCUUGUCAAUUCCAAAAUUCAUCCAAUGACCAUUAUUUCAGGGUACCGUAUGGCUGCUGAAUGUGCAUUAAAUGCUUUGAUCGAGAAGGUUGUAGAUAAUAAAUCGGAUGCAGACAAAUUUAAGUCCGACUUAAUGAAGAUUGCAAUGACUACUUUGAGUUCCAAAAUUCUCUCUCAGGACAAAGAACAUUUUGCCAAACUGGCUGUUGAUGCAGUUAUGAGGCUGAAGGGUAGUACGAAUUUGGAAUCCAUUCAAAUCAUAAAGAAGCCUGGAGGGUCGCUAAAAGAUUCCUUUUUGGAUGAAGGAUUUAUUUUGGACAAAAAAAUUGGUGUUGGCCAACCAAAACGUAUUGAGAAUGCAAAGAUUUUGGUGGCAAAUACGGCAAUGGAUACAGAUAAAGUGAAAAUUUAUGGGGCACGUGUACGAGUUGAUUCGAUGGCUAAGGUCGCUGAGAUUGAAGGGGCUGAAAAGGAAAAGAUGAGGGAGAAGGUGCAAAAGAUUAUAAAUCAUGGGAUAAACUGCUUCGUUAAUCGCCAGCUGAUCUACAAUUUUCCAGAGGAAUUAUUUGCUGAUGCUGGAGUACUUGCAAUAGAGCAUGCUGAUUUUGAUGGUAUUGAGCGGUUGGCACUUGUUACUGGUGGUGAUAUUGCAUCAACUUUCGAUAAUCCAGAGUCAGUUAAGCUUGGGCAAUGCAAGCUCAUUGAAGAAAUUAUGAUUGGCGAGGACCGGUUGAUUCACUUUUCUGGUGUUGAAAUGGGCCAGGCAUGUACAAUUGUAUUGAGAGGUGCAAGCCCUCAUAUGUUGGAUGAAGCUGAAAGAUCUCUGCAUGAUGCCUUGUGCGUUCUAUCACAGACGGUAAUUGACAGCAGGGUGUUGCUUGGAGGUGGAUGGCCUGAGAUGGUAAUGGCAAAAGCAGUUGAUGAACUUGCUAGGCGAACUCCGGGAAAGAGGUCUCAUGCCAUUGAAGCUUUUUCAAGGGCGCUUGUGGCCAUUCCAACUAUCAUUGCUGACAACGCUGGCUUGGACAGUGCUGAGUUAGUUGCUCAACUCCGAGCAGAGCACCACAAGGAAGGGACCAAUGCUGGGAUUGACGUCAUCUCUGGAUCUGUCGGAGAUAUGGCUGAGAGAGGGAUAUGUGAGGCAUUCAAAGUGAAGCAUGCUGUUUUGCUUUCAGCAACCGAAGCUGCUGAGAUGAUCCUAAGGGUUGACGAAAUCAUCACCUGUGCACCACGAAGAAGAGAAGACAGGAUGUGAAGAUAAUGUGCGCAGUUGUCUCUUGAUGUGUUAGGGUGGUUUCAGCAAAGUUCAAAUAUCAGGGGGACGUGCAGUUUUGUUCACCGAAACAUUAUUUUUGCUUGUGCUUUUGGGAUUAUUCUCUUCUUUUUUUUUUCAUUUAACUAGGGCAUGUCGAAUUAUUUUUUUCUAAUUUCUUCGACUUUGUGUGUGUGAAAACUAUUAUAUGAUGGUCUUCAAAAACGUUGUUUUAUAUCAA
Salvia hispanica is the source of this 1989-nucleotide messenger RNA. Its product is annotated as TCP-1/cpn60 chaperonin family protein. Gene Ontology annotation, molecular function: ATP binding; ATP-dependent protein folding chaperone; ATP hydrolysis activity. The record is from RefSeq and is a predicted model, not a curated record. Gene Ontology annotation, cellular component: chaperonin-containing T-complex; cytosol. Gene Ontology annotation, biological process: protein folding. NCBI's taxonomy places the organism in Eukaryota, Viridiplantae, Streptophyta, Magnoliopsida, Lamiales, Lamiaceae.